AUGGGAGACUCGGAUUACAAGUCUGCCCCUAGCUCUAUCAGCGAGGGCUCGCCUCUCAUGGUUGCCUCUCCUCCUUCAGAUAGACGUGGUGGGCACCCUCUUGCCGGUGCUGAUGAGUCGUCUAAGAAUGCAUUGUACAUGUUUCUUUUGACUCUUUCUAUUGGUGGACUUCAGAUUGUUUGGUCUGUCGAACUUUCUAAUGGAUCGCCAUUCCUUCUAUCCCUCGGGAUGAGCAAGUCGCUUCUUGCAUUUGUUUGGAUAGCCGGUCCCUUGACGGGUGCGCUGGUGCAACCAUACAUUGGAAUUCGAAGCGAUAACUGUCGGCUCUCGUGGGGUAAGAGGAAACCGUUCAUGGUUGUUGGAGGCGCAGCAACUGUCGUUUCAUUGCUAGCUCUGGCAUGGGUGAAAGAGAUUAUUGUUAUCAUUAUCAUGGCAACAAUUUUCAUGUAUUGCCUUGAUUUCGCCAUUAACACAGUGCAAGCUGCAAUCAGAGCGUUCAUUGUCGACAACUGUCCCACUCACCAGCAGGAGCUGUCUAAUGCCUGGGCCAGUCGUAUGGUCGGCAUUGGCAACAUCUUGGGGUAUAUCUUUGGCUACAUGGACUUGCCGAAGUUUGUCCCUUUCUUGGGAAAUACCCAGUUCAAGGUUCUUUGUGUACUCGCUUCCGUCUUUUUGGGCGCAACCCUUGCCAUUAGUUGCUUCUACAUCAAAGAGCGGGAUCCCCGAGGAGAGGGACCUGUGACCGACAAGCUUGGCGUGAUCUCCUUUUUCAAACAGGUCAUCAAGUCGAUUCGGAGCUUGCCGACACAGAUCUCCCGCGUCUGUCAGGUGCAGUUCGCAGCGUGGGUGGGCUGGUUUCCAUUCCUGUACUACUCCACAACCUAUAUCGGGCAGCUGUACGUCAAUCCCGUUUUCGCGGAUAAUCCCCAUCUCUCCGAGGGUGAGAUCGACAAGGCAUGGGAAGAUGCUACUCGCAUCGGGACACUGGCUCUUCUCAUUUAUGCUAUCAUCUCCUUCCUUGCCAAUAUGUUGCUUCCUCUUUUCGUGGUCCCGUUAUAUGGACCGGCGCCAGAAACUGUUUCGCAACGGGAUUCUCUAGACGGCGAUUCAGAUGACGAGGCAGAACAAUCUAUAAGGAGACUCUCAUUUUCAGGUAUGCCGACGGGCAACGCAUCCGAACCUCUGCUCGACGCUGUUCCGCUUGGACAGGAGACCGAAGGGAAACCGACCUGGCUUUCACGUCUUCGCAUCCCAGGCUUGACUCUUCCGCGAGUCUGGCUCCUCUCCCAUCUUCUCUUUGCGGCGUGCAUGUUUAGUACAUUCUUCAUCUACUCUUACCAAGCCGGGUCGGUAUUUGUGGGCUUUAUCGGCAUCUCCUGGGCUGUAGCGCUGUGGGCACCCUUCGCUCUUAUCGCGGCGGAGGUAGCUAGGAUUGACCCUUCUAGACGAAAUCAUCCUCGCACAGCUCCGUCCACCUAUGGCGAACAUGAAGGUGAGGCCCAAUACGAGGGUCCUGGUGAAUAUAACAGCGUUGGCGGCAGUGACGUUGAGCAUGGACACCCGAAGGACCAUCGCGAUGGUGAUGUUGCACAGGCGGGUAUCAUUCUUGGACUGCAUAAUAUGGCUAUUUCUCUACCCCAGAUUCUGUCUAGUCUUGUCUGCAGUGCUAUCUUCAAGGCAUCCCAGAAGCAAAGAGGGGAGCCGUGGGAUGAUAGUGUGGGCUGGGUGCUACGGUUUGGCGGAUGUGCUGCGUUGGUGGCUGCGUGGUUGACUACACGGGUUUCGGAUGGAUCAAGAUAG
Penicillium crustosum is the source of this 1800-nucleotide messenger RNA. Its product is annotated as putative sucrose transporter. NCBI's taxonomy places the organism in Eukaryota, Fungi, Ascomycota, Eurotiomycetes, Eurotiales, Aspergillaceae. The transcript has 5 exons. Gene Ontology annotation, cellular component: membrane. The record is from RefSeq and is a predicted model, not a curated record. The coding region runs from base 1 to 1800 and encodes 599 amino acids. Gene Ontology annotation, molecular function: sucrose:proton symporter activity.